CCAGACAAUCAAAUCAAUAAUAUCAUGAAUUUCAACAAAUUCCUUCAAUUUUCCUCCUAACAUCUCAUCACACACUUAGCCUUUUUCCCUCUUUCAUACUAUUAAUACCACACUCUUUUUUGCUCCUUCAUUCUCUCUUUCCUUCUCAAAUUUUUUCUUGUAUAUCACAAGAAAAUUAAUCAUUUCUUUUCCUUUCUAAUUUCAAUUCUUAGCAAUGGGUGGUGAUCACAAAGAGAAGACCACUAUAAUGGUACUAAAGGUUGAUCUUCAGUGCCCUUGCUGCUACAAGAAGGCCAAGAAAAUUCUGUGCAAAAUGCCUCAGGUUCGAGAUCAGAUGUAUGAUGAGAAAGCUAAUACUAUCACCAUUGUCGUAGUGUGUUGUAGUCCUGAAAGGAUUCGUGAUAAAUUGUGUUGUAAAGGAGGAAAAGCAAUCAAGAGCAUUGAGAUCAAAGAGCCCGGAAAGCCCAAAGGGCCCGAGAAGCCCAAGGAACCAGAGAAGAAAGUCACCUUUGAGAAGCCUAAAGAGCCUGAGAAGCCCAAGGAUAAAGCAAAAGAGCCCGAAAAGCCCAAGGAUAAAGCAAAAGAGCCCGAAAAGCCCAAGGACAAAGUGAAAGAGCCCGAAAAACCCAAAGGACAAGAAAAGCCGACGGUAAUUGAUAAGCCCAAGGACAAGCCCAAAGAUCCCGAAAAGCCCAAGGAUGGUCCUAUAGCUGCAAUGGUGGCAACACCGUGGAUAUCUGAACCAAUGAUGAUGAUGAUGCCACCAGUUCAAGGGUACCCGCAAGCAACACCUGGAUGUGGUUGCGGGCAAUGUUACUAUACCGGUGGCCCGUGUUAUCAGUAUUUCGGAACACCGGUACCCCCACAGCCCACCCCAUACUACGGUAACUACUUGUAUGGAUAUGGGCCUGGGCCUGGGCCUGGGCCUGUGCCUGGCCCAUCUAGCUAUGGAAAGGGUUGUUAUGUGAACAAUGAUUACUAUAAUGAAGAAAAUGGUCAAGGAUGCACAAUUAUGUAAUGUGACCCAAAUCAUUGUGGGUCACUUAAAUGGGCCUACUUUCUACUUCUUUAUUGGGCUUCUAAAAGAGUCCAGAACAAAGUUUUGGGCUCCACGUGAAUGUCUAUUUUCUGUAUUAUUAUUGUAUUCAUUAAAAUAAUAGUACCAAAUACGAUGUAUACAAGGUAUAUAGAUUUAUUUUAAUGAAAAAAAGUGCAGAAAGAGAAUAAUAAGUAGGUGACCUGAUAGAUGGUGAACUGUCUUGUUAUAUUAUAUAUAGUAAUUUGUUAUACCAUUUGAUUAAUGAUUUUAUAAAAGUACUUCACUAA
This is a messenger RNA of Solanum dulcamara, 1326 nucleotides long. RefSeq names its product protein PYRICULARIA ORYZAE RESISTANCE 21-like. Bases 215 to 1018 code for a protein of 267 amino acids. The record is from RefSeq and is a predicted model, not a curated record. Gene Ontology annotation, molecular function: metal ion binding. The transcript is spliced from 3 exons. NCBI's taxonomy places the organism in Eukaryota, Viridiplantae, Streptophyta, Magnoliopsida, Solanales, Solanaceae.